Molecule: messenger RNA, 3029 nt
Organism: Clupea harengus (Atlantic herring)
Lineage: Eukaryota; Metazoa; Chordata; Actinopteri; Clupeiformes; Clupeidae
Gene: slc1a3a
Product: solute carrier family 1 member 3a
Biological process (GO): D-aspartate import across plasma membrane; L-aspartate import across plasma membrane; L-glutamate import across plasma membrane
Cellular component (GO): plasma membrane
Molecular function (GO): glutamate:sodium symporter activity; L-glutamate transmembrane transporter activity; neutral L-amino acid transmembrane transporter activity
Source: RefSeq, a predicted model, not a curated record
CCCCUCUAUUAUUGGCUCUUUCAUUCUCCACUCGCCUCCGUCCCUCCUCUCCUCUGGAUUUGGCGCUUCACUCACACACAUAGCUGCGCUGGGCUGAUAUUGCUCAAGAUAUUCUGUUUCAUUCUUCCACCACGACCGAGAAACGUCUCCUGAGGGGAAGAGGAGCACCUCUAGGAUUCCAGAAGGAAAAAAAAACAUAACAGCCACAGGUCUUCGGCUUCUGCAGGCAUGACUCAGAGCAACGGGGAGAACCCUCUUCCGAGGAACCGAGUGCAGCAGAUCAGGCAGGGCAUACAGAGCCGUUCAAUGAGGGCCAGGAAGAAAGUGCAAAAUAUCUCCAAGGAGGACAUGAAGGGCUUCUUUUUCAGAAAUGCCUUUGUCAUUCUCACCAUCGUUGCAGUCAUUAUUGGGAUCAUAUUGGGAUUUGGUCUGCGGCCUUAUAAGAUGUCGUACCGGGAGGUGAAAUAUUUCUCUUUUCCUGGCGAACUGCUCAUGCGUAUGCUGCAGAUGCUGGUGCUUCCCCUCCUUGUCUCCAGUUUAAUUACAGGGAUGGCUGCCCUAGAUGGCAGAGCGUCUGGCAGGAUGGGCCUUCGUGCAGUGGUCUACUACACGACCACCACCGUCAUCGCCGUUUUCAUCGGCAUCGUCAUGGUCCUCAUUAUCCAACCGGGCAAAGGUGGCAAGGACGAGUACGUCAAGACUCAAAAGAUCGAGCAAGUCAAGGCGGCCGACGCCUUUCUGGACCUUAUCAGAAACAUGUUCCCCCCGAAUAUUGUGCAAGCUUGCACACAACAGUUCAAGACCACGUAUGGGAAGAGAGUGGUGCAUAUCAAGGUCACGGUGAAUGACUCCAUUUUCAACCUGACCAACGGCUCUCAUGAGAUCACCAAGGAGGAGUUGAUCCCUGUCCUGGGGACGGUGAACGGGAUCAACGCCCUGGGCCUGGUGAUGUUCUCCAUGUGUUUUGGCCUCAUCAUUGGGAGCAUGAAGGAGCAGGGACAGCCUCUCAAAGACUUCUUUGACUGCCUCAACGAGGCCAUCAUGAGGCUGGUUGCCAUCAUCAUGUGGUAUGCUCCAGUGGGUAUCAUGUUCCUGAUUGCUGGGAAGAUUGUGGAGAUGGAUGACAUCACACAGAUGGGCAGUCAGCUGGCCAUGUACACGGUGACGGUCAUGACUGGCCUUGCCAUCCACGCCAUUGUCGUGCUGCCCACGCUCUACUUCCUCGUCACACGCAAAAACCCCCUUGUGUUCAUCGGCGGUCUGCUGCAGGCCCUGAUCACGGCCCUCGGCACGUCAUCUAGUUCUGCCACACUGCCCAUUACCUUCAAGUGUCUGGAGGAGAACAACGGCGUCGACAAGCGGGUGACACGCUUUGUGCUGCCGGUGGGGGCAACCAUCAACAUGGACGGCACAGCCUUAUACGAGGCUCUGGCGGCUCUCUUCAUUGCCCAGGUCAACAAUAUGGAUAUGAACUUUGGCCAGAUUCUCACCAUCAGCAUCACAGCCACGGCCGCCAGUAUUGGCGCAGCUGGAAUCCCCCAGGCUGGUCUGGUCACCAUGGUGAUUGUGCUGACUUCUGUAGGACUGCCUACUGAUGACAUCAGCCUGAUCAUUGCCGUGGACUGGUUUCUUGACCGACUGCGCACUACCACCAAUGUGCUUGGAGAUUCCAUUGGGGCGGGGAUUGUGGAGCACCUAUCCCGACACGAGCUGCAAAUUAAGGAUGCAGAGAUGGGCAACUCGGUAGUGGAGGAGAAAGAGACCAACAAGUCCUACCAGCUCAUCCCUCAAGAGACUGACUGUGGCAAAGAGAAGAUACCAGAUAGUGAAACUAACAUGUAGGGGAGAUUCAUACCGUUUUUGGACACUGGUGUCAUUGUUUUUGUACAGAAAAGGAGAGUUGCUGUACAGAUCUGGGAUGUUUCCCAAAUUGUCAGAAUAAUAAUAAUAAACUCUGACCUUUCAAAGGUCAGGGUAAAGACAAAGCUGUUUCAUGAAUAGGUUCAAGCUAGUGGCAAAACAAGACACCAGCCUGUGUACAGUUUUUUUUAAUCAUUCAAUCAUGGAUCAAUUUUGUAUUUUUUGUUGAAUAUUUAAUUGGAUCUUUUUUUCCAGAAUUACGAGCAGAAAUGCUGUUAUGGUAGCCUUUUAUUCUGUGUGUCUGUUUUACAUUUUUUCAAUUGUCAACUGGAAACAUUGGUGAAUAACUUUUGUGAGUAAGUGUUGCAUCAGUUGCGAUCAGUGUCAGUUAUGAAAGCUGGGCAGCCCUAUUAGAGUGCUGUAACCACAGGGAUUAGAACAGGCUAUUCUCUCGGGGGUAAACAGUACUACAGAGGACUUCGGGAUGUUGAUUGGCUAUUCAGAACAGCACUGUAGCUGGGAUACUCUAAAAUAUUUGUCAUUUGGGGAGAAAUGAAAUUGAAGAUACCAGUUACAUGUCAGCAUCUGUCAACUUGCUCCAAUUUAGCUACAUUUAUUAAUACCAAAUUGCCAAAUUACAACUUUGUUUUUUUACCUAGGUUAGUGUUCAUCUUUGUGAUUACAGUUAAGGGAAAGUGAGCUAAACCUGUUUAAAGUAUGUAAGGGUAAUAAUGUGCUGUGAUACUUUUAUUUUAGUAGGACAUAGAAACAGACAAGAAUUAGAGAAACAGUACAUUUUCAUGACAAAUAAGGCGUUAUAGCACACAGGAUAUGUGCAUGUCAGAUGUCAAGCUGCAUGGAUCUCUAAAACAGUUGGCAAUACAAGUACAUGUGACUGUAUGUGACUUGUCAGUAAUGGCUUUUUAACAUUUAUUUCUAGACAGCUAACAAAUGUAAGUUUCUAUUAAAUGUCUUGAACUGAGGCUGACAUUUCCUGUAGGUACAGACUAAGGGAGAGAGAGAAAAAUGUGGACUUUUGCUUUCCACUUGUAAUAAACUUGAUGUGAACCACAAUGGUUCGGCUGAAUUCAAGCCUACCUGCAAACCUUUUUCACAAUUGGUGAAGAGGUGUUGUUGAAAUUGUACAGCAAAUAAAAGCCCCUCUUUUA